This is a messenger RNA of Laccaria bicolor S238N-H82, 3216 nucleotides long. RefSeq lists its product as uncharacterized. The transcript is spliced from 8 exons. The record is from RefSeq and is a predicted model, not a curated record. Bases 1 to 3216 code for a protein of 1071 amino acids. NCBI's taxonomy places the organism in Eukaryota, Fungi, Basidiomycota, Agaricomycetes, Agaricales, Hydnangiaceae.
AUGCCCAAGCCGUCAAGUCCCAACUCGCCAUCGCGGCAGAAUCCCAAUCGCCCAUCGUCACCUUUGAAAGGGGCUCAUCCAAUCUUGAGGUCAGUUUCCGGCCCAACUUCAAAGGCUGCGACCCCUGGGAAGCAGCGUCGCACAGUAUCGUCGUCUGCUGCCAAUGGGAAGGAAGGAUUUGCCCCGGUGAAGCUUCCCACAAUUCAGUCUGACCACCAAGAGCUGCCGAACGCAACUCCCUUCCCCUCUCUUCCGGAUCCUGCUUUAUCCUUGCAAAAUUCCACACCACGUAAAGCGGACAAGUCGCGGGCUGUACUGCCGCCCUCCCCAGAAACUACUCCUAAAGCACAUAGAAGGUUGCCGCGCGGACAUAACACCCUUGCACCCACUCCGCCUAAAAGUUCGCCGCGCGGACAGAAGACCGCUACACCCACUGCGGUGCCAGUUCUUGACCCUUUUAUUGUCUCCCGGGAAAAGACGAGUAGUGAAAUGGAAAAAGCUGAGGCGAGCAACCGUUCUGCACAGCCAAAAUCACUUCCGAAGAACUUAGGAACUGCGGACUCGCCGAUUGACGUGGAUAAAAUACUUUCGACGAAACUCCGACCUUCUCCGCAAAUACCGGUACCAAAGGGGAAGCAGCGUCGUAAAGCAUCAUCACCUGCUGCCAUUGAGAAUAUUGUAUUUUCGAAGAAUCCUACUUCUCCCAAGAACCCCCCGGCCGCCCAAUCUGACCUGGCAGAGAGGCAGAAACCAGUCCCUUUGCCGCCCGUUUCCGAUCCCGCUCAAUCCUUGCGCGAGUCAAAACCGCGUAAAUCGGAGAAGUUGGCGCGCGCUCUGUAUAUUCCCAGGAGCGUUGGGGAAAAUGGUAAAUCAGCGAAUGAACAUGGACCCGCUACGCAUGCAUCGGAACAUUCUUCCCCUGUCUUGGCGUCCCCGGUUCCAGUUGCAGAUGAUGAAUCGACCCGUUCUUUUCUGUCUUCUGUCCCCGACUUCUUCGCUUGGAGCCCCACCUCUGGAGUUGAGGAGAAAACGAUUUCCGGAAGCGGUUCCACAAGAGCCCCAGCUCGUUGGGAUAGGCAUCUACAUGACAAAUUUAUUCUCAAGAAAGUCGUUUCAGCUCCGGAACUGACCGCACUCCUGGGAGAGAUAGCAGACUCGGCGUUGGAGCGGGCUCAAAAAGCUAAUCCGAAUCAUUGCAAGCCUAACCAAUUACCUGAGAAAACGACAAAUCUGGGAGCAGCUUGUAUCAAGAAUACGGAGUACGAAAGCGAAGUGCGGGACUUCUAUAAAGAAUCAAUCGCACCGCCUUGUUUGGAAGCGGCGGGAGUUCUUGGUUUUGGAGCUGCAGGAGACUUUUUAAAGUGGCAGUCCAAAUUAUACGGGCAGAGAGAAGCCAAGGCUGAUGGGUUCUUGGUCGUCACUAACCUCGGAUCUGACUUCCUUGCUCUUCCUGACAAAUUCAAAACGCGUAUCAAGCUUCUUGAAGAUUGGAAUUUAAAUGUUCUGGCCAUAUGGGAGUUCAAGAGUCUGGCAGCCGGCUCUAAGGAGACUAUGGAGGCAAUUAUAGAGCUCAGUUUGCAGGAAAGCUUUUCUUGGACGGGAUGCACAUCACACGAUCGAUGCAACUCUAUCGAUUCUAUCGACUAUCACCCAAGUGGCCCCCUACCCGUCAAUACCGGCAAGAGAACAAGUCCUGAUUCCUUGGAAUGCCUUAUAGAGUCCCAGCCGAAGGUCCCCAAGCGUUCUCCCGAUGUCGAAGACGAGAACAGCGACGAAACACUCUCAUAUAUUGAGGGCAUUUAUCCUGGAGACGAGACGCCUGAAUAUGAAUCCCGAUUGCCCCAUGCUAAAGAGCCUCAGGCUUGGGCCGAGGCAGUACAAAAUGAUGCCACCUUCAUAGUUAUCAAUGCAGGCUUGUACGAAGUUAUUGGACUUCGCCAUCGAGCAAGCCAAACACUUUAUCUCUCGGACAUAUUCAAGGUUUCCAAUUCUACGCCUGCGUAUGGAAAGUUGCAUACUGGCUUAUAUCUCGCCGCAUUCAAAGACGCCCUCGACCGUGCUCGACAACUCGACAACAUGAAGAUUUCGGAUUCCCGGUUUAAUGUUCUUUAUCGCCGCAAGUACCCCCACGAUAAAAUGAAAUAUAAUUACGAAGAUCCAAGGGACAUGGACUCCCAAAUACGGGCAGAAUGUUUGAUCGCUCAGCAACAUGCGACGCUGUGUGAAAGGUUGAAAUGCUGCCACAAAGCCGAAGUGAAGGCAAUGAUUCCUAUUUUUGGCGUUGCAAAAGUACAACGUUUCAAGCGCUUCGAUACAGGCGAACCAGUCGAUUCAGAACCUGACAUAUCCAACAAUCUACAGUUGAUGCUGCUCAAACCUUUGGGUAGUCACGUUUAUAACUGCGAGGUGACUCUGGGCGGUCAGCUUAUUGCUGGUUGGUUUGUCGUGAAACUGGCUCAACGACAAGAACACCAUGAAAUUCUUCUCAAAGAAUACAAGACGUAUCUCAAAUUGGAGGAAGAGGGCUUCAAAGGCAUUGUCGAAGUGUAUGGAUUAUUCUGGUGUGAUGCACCCUGUCCGGGAAUGGGGAGAAUGGCACUUCUGAUGUCAUAUGGCGGUAAAACCCUCCUACAUCGGAAAGAGUUAAAGGCAUUGGGACAGCCGCUAAGUAUCUGCCAGCAAUUUGAGGACAUUUUAUUGGCACUCAAGCGAAAUGGAAUUGAUCACCGAGGUUUACUCUUGGAGCAUUUCGUAUGGAUCCAAGACGGCUUAAAGACAAAUCUUUCGUUGAUCAGCUGGGGAUCAGCCAAAUGGUUAAUGAGAGAAGAAUGGGAGACGGAUAACGAAGGAGCCCAGAUCAUCCGUGAUUUUUUGGAGCCUGAAUUGUGUAGUCGUCAACCAUCCGCGCCAGCACUUUACGACAAGCAUAUAAACCCAAACCUCGUUGAGGCAUAUCAGAUUUUUGCCGUCAUUAUUAACUGGUUCCCCGCCGAAUUUGGGCGACAGUUCAAUCACCUUCGUUUAUUACCGUCCACCUUAACUGCCGACAACAGAUGCAGCGCAAGUCGGGAGACGACAUCGGCUCGACCUUGGCUUUCCACUCCGAUCGAGCAUGACUCGUCCAUAGCCCGUCGGUGGAUCUCGAUGGGUACUCUCUGCGUCUCUAUCGCCUACGUCUUUUGCCGAUCUUACCAGAAUUCCUCAGUGAGAAGAUGA